UUUGCUGGACCAGUCGCGAGGACCGAUUUGUCUAAUAAAAGUAUUUCUUUUUUUGCGAAGAAGAAAACUCGUAAGAAUGUGCUCCAAGUGUCAAAGUGCAUCUUUUUAAAUUUGUUGUCAACUUUUAUUUACGAAACAGUGAUCACGAGAAAUUAUGGAGAACCGUGCACCGAAUUAUGGACCAAUUUAUAAGUGACAACUGAAACUUCUGCUGUGAAGAAUUGAUCUAUCGUAAGUGCUGGAAACUUUUCAUCAGGUUGACUAAAGAUGCCUUUUAGCAUCAAGAGAUUCACCAUGCAUCGAAGCAUCAGCAUGCCAUCUGGAGCUCGAUCUGAGGAGAAUAAAAAAAAUGCUCAACGAGAAGAACACGAACGAUCAACUCCGUCUAACUUCGGAAAGGGCAUGAAGAAGUCUGCGUCUCAAGAGGAAUACAAGGGAAAACAUGCAACUAGAGAAGGACUUCAGUCCAUCCGUUCAGUAGAUUCGGCGGAGUUAAAAAGGUUGAGUGCUCAGCAAAAUUCCAAUCAUCGAGGUGGAGAUAAUAAUGGUUGUGGUGAUGGAAAUGGGGUACUAACAAGUCGUUCAAACGAAGUGGGAGGUGGGAGAAUACCACGUGAUGCUUUGAGACGUGCUCACCGUGAGACUCAGGUAAAAUCGAGUCCAGAACAAGGUUCAACGCUUCCCGCUAGAUGGCGCGCAGCCGGACGGUCGAGAAGCGUCGCCGAUUCCAGAGUAAUGUAUUAUGAUGAGCAACCUGUAGAAAGUGCCGAUGUUCGAAAAUUAGUCAUGAGACGUGAUGGAGGUGUCCAUUAUGUAGGAAGUGACUAUAUUGCAGAAGAGAACCAAUCAACCAGUAGUAGCAGUGGAGGAGCGCCACCUAGAGGACAGUCCAGUGUAGUAAGACAAAAUGAGUGGAUGGAGGCUAAAAACGGACACUCAAAUAAACGGUCAUACUCCAGACAGUACCAUGCCAUAGCAGGACAUUUUAUACCAAUGGAAUUACAUAAUUCAGACAUGGAAUUUGAGACUUCUUUAAGCCGACAGAGGACGCACUCACCCUAUAAAAUUCCUCAUGGUGUUUACGAAGAUGACCCAGGUAUUAUGUCUGAAGCCGAAACCUCAGCUACCGGGUUUCGCCGACCUUCAAAAGGUCGUUCCACGUUGCCAAUGGUUAGACCUCCUGCUAAAGUUCAAGAACGAGCUCUUACUCUUGGUUAUCCUGAAACUCAAGCAGCACCGGAAUAUGGAGUGGUGUUUCUUCAGUAUCAGAAAGAAACCAAACGUUCUCUUCUGCCAAAUGAGCUGACAACGUUGGAUACAAUUAAGGCUUUGUUUGUUCGAUCAUUUCCUAAACAAUUAACUAUGGAAUAUCUUGAUUCUCCACACGUUAGGAUUUACAUUCAUGACGCUUCAAAAGACAUGUUUUACGAGCUAGAAGACUUGAGAGAUAUUCGAGAUCGUUCGGUACUUCGUAUCUACGAACAAAAUGUGAACGAAGGGGAUGGAUUGAGCACUUGUGAUCAGGAACUAAAUUACUUCUCGGAGCCAGAGUUUGAUUCAGAGUAUCAACAUCAGCACAUCCAUCGAGCAAAGCAAAGCUUAAGACCACCAACAAUUUCAGGUCCAUAUGGUAGAGUAAGUCCUUAUUCACCAGUCCCCAUAUUAACAACAGAUGUAAACCAAGCCAUACCCAUACGGUGCUAUUCUCCAGCUCCAUCUGAAUGGAGGAAAAGGACUCAGCCAAUUCCCAUUGCUGAGCCUCGCUAUGAACCUUCAGGCGCUUACUCUACAACGCCUGAUCAUCCUUAUCCAUCUCUUGGGCAAAGUCAGUACAUUGCUGCCUGUGAACGAGGCUAUGAAUCUGCGUAUGAUUCAUCUCCUGAACGCAAACCACCACCAAUAAGUUAUUCUACAUCUCCACGAAGGAGAAUCGAACAUCAGAGUUCAUUUGGUGGUUACAGCGCCACCUGGUACGAGGAUCCUUCAUAUUACAGAAGUCAAGUUUAUAGACCUCGAUCCCGAAGCAUAACUCCUGUGAUCGACGAGGAAGCCAGAAAAAGGAUGGAGUUUAUGGAGCAUCAGUUAGCAAGUCUAACGGGAUUGGUCCAGAAGGUGUUGACGACUCCAUUGUCUAGACAGCAGUCUCACGCUGAAGAAGUAGUUCCUACACGUGAUAACGAAGUAUUUAAAGACUCCGAAGAUAAGUAUCCUGUACCUGAAAGAGAAUUGACACGACAUUCCUUUAGAGAAGAAAAGUCCGUGUCUUUCUCAGAAGAUACUAAAGAUGUUACAGAUCGCCACUCUUCGCCAGAGCACACUUCUGAGAGGCCUACCAAGCCGGCUAUCAAAGCUAGAUCCAUAUCUAAAGAAAAAGACGACCGACCACCUGGUGGUAAACCCAAACCUCCCCCUAAACCUACCUCUCUACUUUCUACGCCAGCGGAACUCAGGCGUUACGAAAUUCCUAAAGUUCAUGAUCUCAGCCCUGAGCUCUGCUCAAGGCUUCGCUACCUCAGGCGACAGACCAGAGAUCUACAAGUUGAAGUGCGCAGUCUCCGAAGAAUGGCCCAAAACCAAGCUAUAUCUGCCAGAGAUAGUGUUCGUGAUACGUGCCUAAAGAUUAAGGAAAUGCUCGUUAUCACUCACUCUUCAGGUGGGCCCGCGGAGAAUGACAAAAACCGUUUUAAGCAUGACGAGAACCUUUAUCGGCACGAUGUAUCGCAAGUGGAGAAAGAUUUGUCAGACUUGGAGAGUCAUGUAGAAGAACUACGUGGUAACGUCAUCAACAGACGAUGUCGUGUAAACAUGAGUUCCGUUGAAAACAUGGCGCUUCUGUUGAGUAGAACAAGUAAAACUGUUGCCGAUCUGAAAGUUCGUUUUCCAGAACUUCAAGAUAGGAUGAAAGCAAACAUAAGUUCAGAGAUGGAAGUCGUGAAGAAGGAAGAAAAAUUUCUUAGCGACGAGCCAGAUCGACUAGAAAAUGCUCUUAAACGAUGUAAGAAGCUAACAGGGACAUUAGUCACGCUCAAACGACUAGCCUCUGUACAAGAACAGCGGCACACAGGUGCUCAGUCAAUGCCUGAAAAAUCACUGUCUGCUGAUGGAUCCCAUUCCAAUGGGGAUGCUCAUACUGCCAAACCCAUCGACGCAUACUCUUAUAAUGUAAUUCAAGUUUCUCCUGAGGACCACCAGAGGACGAAACAGAAAGAAAAUGCGCUAGAUGAACUGUUAAACGAACUUCAGUAUUUUAAUCAGACAGACGAAAUUAGAAGAGAUCCGCUUGGUGGUGUUCAUAGUCAUCUUGCUUCAAGUUAUUCUGAAUCAUAUGGUUCUUUUACUCAGCAAUUAGGCCACAGGAGGUCACCAAAUCCUUCAGGAGAAGUAAGUAGCAAAUUAUUGGUUGGUGAAGGUGGUAUUCGCCAACGAAGUCCAUUUGCGUCAGACAGAGGUAAAACCACUGCCCCCCCUCUCCAUACUAGUCGCAAACAACAACAUUUUCAAGAACCUCCUCAUCUUCCUCCCAAAAAAGUACCCCCUCCUCCACCUCGUACAACUAGUCGCUCAGCAAUGCAGUCUUCCAAUAUAUCGAUGGAUGAAGAUUUUAAUGGUGCUGCUAAUUUUACAGAAAAAAUUCAGCAAGUCAGCAAGAGAAACCAUUCAAAUUUACGGGCGCUUAGAUCUACGUCCGAUUCAUUGCGAAGAUCAACGUCAGGUGACGAACCGCAAUUAAAAACAAGCAGCAAACAGGUGAUCAAAACACGGGCUUUGACGGAAGAGAUUAUACGGAGAGAUUUCUCGUCUAGUAGCAGCAGUGAAAGCGCCAACUCCCAGGAAGGGCUACUUACAAAAUCCGAGCUCGCUGUGAAAUCUCACUUAGAGCGUAGCUUGUCAGAAGGAGGCAAGCCUGGAGCAGUAAAUGUCGCUAAUCUGAGGAACACGUUGAGUUCUUCUUCGACCUUGAUCUCCACUCGGAGUCGUCAGGAGAUCCUGGAGUAUAGGCAUCAGGAACUACUGAACAAGCAGAAACGACUUCAAGAUCAGUACAACACACUACAACAGCUUCAACGUGCACAGCUUCUCACUCGUUUCUCGUCUUUAAGACGAGCGUUCAGUAACACAGAGACUGGCGGUCUAAAGAAGACUGGAAGUGAAAGUAACAUCUUAUCGAAAUCAAAACUCGCUUUGGCCUCCUCAUCUGGUUCUAUGACUCAUCUGUCAGCGUCUGUCAAAGCUAAUAACAAAGCAAACACGGAAUUGCAAACACCAAUUUUGAAAAAGUCUAAGAUCGACACACUUUCGCAGUCAUCCAAUAUAAUUCACGAGACUGACAUAAUGUAAUACACAGUAUGUUCCAGAAGUUUGUAUAUAAACCUGAAAUACAAUGUUAACACAUCCUCCCUAUAUUUAAACCUAUGUCAUAUCGGCAGCUCAAGCGUUAUUACUAUUUAGAAAUAAUAAUCAGACAUCGUGUAUAGAAGUUGUGGUGAACCCCAGUUUUUUUUUUCUUUUCUUUUUCUGUUAAACGGUAUUUUUUGUGCGUACUUCAUAACUCUCUGCACCGAAGAUUGUUGAGAAAUAUAUAUAUAUAAUAAUCUUUCACUCUUUCUCGUUCAGUUUCGAUUAGAUGACAGUAAAGAAAAAACGUGAGUAAUUGAGGAUUUAUGGUAGUGGGCAGAAUUGUGUUAGUUCAUUCGCCUAUAGAAAGGUAAGUAUAACCUGUUCUCUGUAAUAUCAAAGAGAGCUAAUGUUUCACCUCGUUAACUUUAUAAACAGGUUCCUAACUUGGACCACUUGUAAAAUAGAAGUAGCUGCUCUAAGGAGUUAAGAAGUUGCGUAGUGUUCUCCAUUUCUGUCAUCAGAUAGUUACGAGUAAUGGAACUUUAUUCGUACCUGCUGGGUAGUAAGGUGAAUAUGAACAUGGCCUUCAAGCUGUUAACUCGAGUGAAUUCUGUUACACGCCAUGAUCAUAGUUUAGUAACCAAAUCUGGAAUUCAUUGUUUGUGUUUGUAUGGAAUAUUUUUACUAAAUGAAGUGUUCCUUCAGGUAUAACCAAUUAAGACGUACCAAAAGCAUAGUUACGAAGUCAUUCAGGGUACAAAAGAGGGGUAGAGGAAUUAUCAGUGGAGGGAUAUCCUUACAGCUCACAUUAACCACUUUCCUGUAAACAUCACCAGUGCACCUUGAAAAAUAACUAAGAUGCACCAUGUAGACACAGAAGUGCAGCACUUUUAUCUACAUAUUUUUAAAGAUCAGAUCUGUAAACUUUGUUUCUCAUAUCUCUCAUAUUUUAAAAUAAUAAUCCUGUUUUACUGGCAUUUUUUUCUACUGUUGAUUUUACAAACACUAUUUCAAGUCAUUAUGAAAAUAUUGUUUAUGAACGUAUCUUAGAUAUCUCAAUAAUGGGUCUAAGAAAUGAAAAUAAAAGAUUAAUGAGUGUAACAAAGUUUAUUAAUGAAAGCCCAUUUACUGUUCUAAUCUCAAAAUAUCACAAAAGAUGAUGUUAGCAUAAUACUAAAUUAUAUAAAACGACAUUUUAUCUGCAAAGUAUUGAAAGCAGAAUAUAAAUAUUAGUUAAUUUUUCUUUUUAAUGAUUAAAGGUGUUAAAACAGUGAGGUAGGUAGAAAUCAUAUUUUCUGGCAUAAUAUCUCAACUUUUCAAGAUAUGUUAUCCGAAAUACAGACCUAUUUCUCAUCUUGAUCAUCUUAGGCGUACCUACUGAAGUAAAGAUGAUACAUUUCUAAAACUCAAAGUGAAAUAAGGAACAAGAUAAAAAAGAAGAUGCAAACUCAAAAAUUGUGGUUCUCUUUCUUGAGCUAUUUUUUAUACUUAAUUUUCUGAUUAUGUAAUUUAAAAAAAAGAAACUAGCAUUAGAUAAAAAUUAAAAAUAGAAAAAAUAUAGAAGAGUAUAGAACUACAUUAGAACAUUUUCCGUGGGACAUUUUCAAAGUCUAAUCCUGAAAAUGUAGCUAGUUCGUCAUAUUGAUGACAUCCAGAGGCGUCGCUAGGCGCUGGUACACGAUGCUCUUGCCCCGAAUCUCCAGUUGAUGUCUUGUCGAUAUCAUACCGAAACGCCGAAAUUCCCCGCACCCAUGGGCUCGAGCACCGAAUCUUUUAAGCACCUAGAAACACUUCUGGUGACAUCAUUAAUUAACACCAUAGUAAUAAAUCUUUUUUUUAAUGUUCAUCGUUUGUAAAUAUCAACAAGGUAGAUAGUUUAUUAAGUUAUUUUAUUUUUGUUUUGUUUUUUAGCUCACACGUUAUCUAUAGAAUGAAAUGAAACAAACAUGGAUAUUUUCAUUUUAAUUUGAUGCUUUCUGAAAGCAUCUGAGAAAAAAAAUCAGAGUUUAUUAUACAUGGAUUUCAAAAAUGAUCGUUUGAGCAAAUUCGCCCACGGAUAUUCCUAAUGGAUUUCCAGUAAUGGUGAGAAAUAUUUUUGACAGUUUUCUGUAAAGAUCUGAGAUCAGGAUUAGCUGUUUUACCAGAAAACGGUCAUGCAAAGUGCUAUUAUUUUUUUUCUCUAUUUCAUUUAUUUUAUCAAUGUAGCACAAAAAUAUCAAAUGGAUCGUUUGAUUGAUAAAUCAAAUCUCCCUUAUUUCUACAUCCAGUUCUAAACUUUUUUCUGGUUUAAUAAACACAAACUGCAGAAAGUUCAUAGUAUGGUUUAAUGUAAGUUGUUUAUUUGAUUAUUAAGAAAGUGUUACAGUCACUUUACCUAUUAUUAUUUCGUUUUUACGUGUAGUAACUUAUUGAAAACAACUGUUACACGUGUAUCGUUAAGGGAGAAACCAUAAUACUGAUUAAUAAAUGCCAAAAAUUAUGGACUUUGUACAGCGGAGUUUAAAUAUUGAUUGUAUUAAAUGUGCAUACUGCA
This is a messenger RNA of Limulus polyphemus (Atlantic horseshoe crab), 6871 nucleotides long. Its product is annotated as coiled-coil domain-containing protein CG32809-like. The coding region runs from base 268 to 4338 and encodes 1356 amino acids. Lineage: Eukaryota; Metazoa; Arthropoda; Merostomata; Xiphosura; Limulidae. The record is from RefSeq and is a predicted model, not a curated record. Gene Ontology annotation, cellular component: cytoplasm. The transcript is spliced from 23 exons.